CUCACCUGAGCUCCUCCCACAUACAGUAUGCAAAACUUGUAUGAAAUGAUUCUCAUGGUCGGCUAUAAGAUGCAAAUGCAGUAGUUGAUGUAGGUUAUUUGAAGACACGAUGAAGUAGGUAUUAGAUUAGUUUCACUGUAAUUAUUAUACAUUCUCAUUAGCCAUCGAAGAGGAAGUCCGAAGCGUUACACCCCCUACGCCGUAAUUACGCACGUGGCUCGAUUAGAAAAGCUGUCGAAUUCACCCCAUUUCACCUGAUGGGAAACGGAUGGUUAUUAACUUGCUUAUUAACUUGCGGCUCUUUUUGAAGAACGAGAACAGCACUCAACCCACGAAGGAUGACUGAUCGGACAAGCACGAGGAAUGCAACAGGUCUGUAUAAUGUUGUGGAUGAAUAUGAAGUAUCCUUCCCCUUUGAGGAGAACCAGGGCCGGUCUGCCUAUCUGAACCAGAGUGAGCAGAUUUUGGAAGAGUCGGCUUCUGAAAUGCCUCCGCACUACAGCCCGUUCAUGCUGAUCACCAACCUGCGCACCCACCUUUGUGUGUCCCUGGAGAAGAAUUCGUGGCUGCAGAAGCGCAUCGAGGACCUGGAGGAGGAACGCAACUUCCUGCGCUGCCAGCUGGAACGCUUUGUCUCCUCCAUGAGGACGCCGGAGAGCAACCAUGUUUAUCCCGAAUCCCAGCACACUAGUCUGAACUACACUACUCUGAAACCUCCACCAGAGAGAGCUCCAAGCCCUCCUCCUUCACCCAUGACCACCAGGUCUGGAAUGCUACGGAAACACGUCCAGAGCCAACCUCACACAUGUAGCAGCAGAGUACCUGUAAAACAGGAGGUGCGUGUGAUCGAAGAAGAUAAGUACUUUGAGGAAGACGGUUAUAUGGAGGAAGAGGAAGUGGAAGAGGAGGACGAUUCAUCAGACGAGAAGAUGUCCAAGAAAAAGGGAUCCAAGAAUGGUGGGGAGCCAAGAAUGAAAAUGAGACGAGUUUUCCGGAUUACUCGGGGCAAGGAAAGACAAAGAGUGAAAGAUCCUGACGGUGUGCUCCAUCGGUACCAGAAGAUCCUCCUCACCUACCAGCGCCUGAGGAGCAUGUCCAAGGCCUUCCAGGUCCACCGGGUGGACCGCAACACUAUGGCCUCCACAUCCCCCAUCGCCGAGCUGCUGCUGGUAGCCCCAGAGAAGGUGGCCGAGGUGGGCGAGUUUGAGUCUUCCAAGGAGAAGCUCCUGGACUACGCCCGCCGCUGCUACAAGGCCCUGGACGAGCCCAUGCACGCCAAAGUGGCAGCCAUGAAGAAGAACCACCUGCUUCUGCCCAUCUCCUACAGGUUCAGAAACUAAUGGAAGGUCCUUUCCUCCUAUAAGUUUAGACAUGGAGGGAAGGUAGACUGAAAAGUUAUUGACCUUCAUGGGGCGUCACAUACCAAAGGCUGUAAGGCUUCGUUAAGAGCCAUUUGGCUCUAGCUUCAGAAGUUAUAAUUAAUUUUUUGUAUUUAUUUUUUACCUCUUCUCUUGAAGUAUCACAUUCAUUGUGUUUGAAUCAUUUUCUGAAGGGCUAAUUGCAGGAUUACUGCAUUGGGGCACUAAGAGGAGUUUUUUGUUGCUGAGCGAGAGAUAUCUGUUUACCCAUCAUAGAUUGUGCAAGGAAAGAGAGAUGGAAUUUGUGUAAAAGGUUGUAGUCUGUCACUGUAUUGACUAAAAGCCACACACUGGAUAAUUUUGUGACGUAGCCUGUUACAGCAGUUACAUAGAAAAAUAAUGUUGGCUCCAUCCUGCGUCAUCUGCUGGUUGGAGAUGCUGUUCAUGGUAAUUAAAUUAAGUUUUUAUAGUCUUUGAUUCAUGGCUAUCUUUCAUUGUCAGGUGGCACAGCAGAAUGAUCUGCGGUGUGACUUUCUGCAUGAUUCAUGAAUGGUAGAAGCACUGACAUACUGCAGACACUGUAUUCCUUCCUUUGAGAGCCCUGCUAGUUUUUGUAGAUGACUGCCAUUCAGGGAAAUAUAAGUUUGCGGAGUCCAAAUUAAUGGAAAAUGUGAAGAAUUUGAGCAUACAUCGAAUGUUGUUUUGAUGGUAAAGACAGUUAAUGGACAGGCACACCGUUCUGAGCCGUGGGUUUAAAGAAACUCCACCUGUACAUGUUUAUUUGUUUUCAUUGUUGAACCAUUUGUUAAUUCCUGAUCCACAGCUACAAUAUUAUUUUGUUAAUUUAUGUAUUUAUUGACAUUUUUUUCCCACGUU
Messenger RNA from Salmo salar (Atlantic salmon), 2234 nucleotides. It is a transcript of the gene ccdc106b, whose product is annotated as coiled-coil domain containing 106b. Gene Ontology annotation, cellular component: nucleoplasm. NCBI's taxonomy places the organism in Eukaryota, Metazoa, Chordata, Actinopteri, Salmoniformes, Salmonidae. The record is from RefSeq and is a predicted model, not a curated record.